Helianthus annuus (common sunflower) is the source of this 753-nucleotide messenger RNA. Its product is annotated as ethylene-responsive transcription factor ERF008. Bases 143 to 574 code for a protein of 143 amino acids. Gene Ontology annotation, biological process: regulation of DNA-templated transcription. The record is from RefSeq and is a predicted model, not a curated record. Gene Ontology annotation, molecular function: DNA binding; DNA-binding transcription factor activity. NCBI's taxonomy places the organism in Eukaryota, Viridiplantae, Streptophyta, Magnoliopsida, Asterales, Asteraceae. The transcript has a single exon.
UGCUAUGUAGUGCCAUAUAUGCAAGUAUAUCUUCAUAUAAAACUCAUUUGACCCUCUUUCCAAAUCCAUAUCACAAUCCUCCUCCUCCUCCUCCUACUCCUCCUCUCUAAAUCAACGCCACCGUGCACCACCGUCGUCACACAUGGAAACCGACGGCGGAUACUCACCGACUUCCAGCGGCGAAAAGCGAAAGAAGAGAGACGCAGACAAACCCUACAGAGGGAUAAGGAUGAGGAAGUGGGGCAAGUGGGUGGCUGAGAUUCGUGAACCCAACAAACGCUCUCGUAUCUGGCUCGGCUCCUACUCCUCCCCCAUCGCUGCAGCCCGAGCCUACGACACCGCCGUGUUCUACCUCCGUGGCCCCUCCGCCCACCUCAACUUCCCUGACUCCAUUGCAGACGAUGGAUACCUUCUUGACCUGUCUUCUGAUUCCAUCAGGAAGAAAGCUACUGAAGUUGGAGCUAAAGUUGAUGCUCUUCAAACCCGAAACGGUGGUUCGAACCACCACUCGCAGUCGUCGGAGUCUUUGGACCUUAACCAGUUUCCAAGCCCAGAAUCUUCAGAUGAAAAUUAAUUAAGGGUUUUUAUCAAUUGUUGAUUUUGAUUUUUAAAGAAAAACAUAUAGUUUUAUAGGUUAUAGAUAGAUAGAGGAAGGUAGAGAUGCAGAAUCCGAAGGGAUUAAUAUUAAGGAUUAUACAUGUUGUUGUUCAUCAUCGUCAUCCAAAAGUUUAUAAAUAUUUAUGUUGCUAUUUU